This is a messenger RNA of Sinocyclocheilus grahami, 5430 nucleotides long. Its product is annotated as FERM, RhoGEF and pleckstrin domain-containing protein 2-like. Gene Ontology annotation, cellular component: cytoskeleton. The record is from RefSeq and is a predicted model, not a curated record. Gene Ontology annotation, molecular function: cytoskeletal protein binding; guanyl-nucleotide exchange factor activity. NCBI's taxonomy places the organism in Eukaryota, Metazoa, Chordata, Actinopteri, Cypriniformes, Cyprinidae. Bases 132 to 3263 code for a protein of 1043 amino acids. The transcript has 26 exons.
UUGGCCCCAGUUCGCCUACAACGACGGUCGGACGUCUGUAACUCAGAGUUGAAGAAAUACCAGGCGAAAAAGAAAAGGCAGGGGUGUGUAUAUGUGUGUGAGAGAGGGGGUAGGCUGCAUUGGGAGCAGCUAUGGGUGAGAUCGAGGGCACCUACCGCUCCUUGCAGACCCCUGCGGGGACACGGCUCGGAGCUCAGUACAACACCGGCAUCAGCACCCUGGAGCCCGGGCAGAGCCUCAGUUCAGCUUUAGGAGCUGGAGGGAAAGGCCACAACAAGAGCCUGCAGAUCCGCGUCCAGGGCCUGGAUGAUGCUCAGGAGUUCUAUGAGCUCGAGUCAAAAGCGGAUGGGCAAACUCUUUCCUCUGAAGUGUUCAGACGGAUCCAUCUCAUUGAGAGCGAUUAUUUUGGUCUGGAGUUUCAGAACCUGCAGAUGAACUGGGUUUGGCUGGAGCCCACCAAGCUCUUAGUGAAACAAGCGAGACGGCCAAUGAACACACUCUUUCGGCUGUCGGUGAAGUUCUUCCCUCCAGACCCUGGUCAGCUUCAGGAGGAGUUUACUAGGUACUUGUUUUCUCUGCAAAUCAAGAGGGAUCUAAUGGAGGGCCGACUGAACUGUACGGAAAACACUGCCGCCCUGCUGGCCUCUCAUUUGGUGCAAUCUGAGAUCGGUGACUACGAUGACAUAGCAGACAGGGAGUUUCUGAAGAUUAAUAAAUUGCUGCCAUAUCAGGAACGUGUGCAAGAAAAGAUCAUGGAGCUCCACCGCAGACACAUUGGACAGAACCCAGCAGAAUCAGAUUUCCAGGUUCUGGAGAUUGCUCGUAAAUUGGAGAUGUAUGGGGUUCGCUUUCAUUCCGCCGCUGACCGAGAAGGCACCAAGAUCAACCUGGCUGUCGCACACAUGGGCCUGCAGGUCUUUCAGGGCCACACCAAAAUCAACACCUUCAACUGGUCUAAGAUUCGGAAGCUGAGCUUCAAGAGGAAACGAUUUUUAAUUAAAUUGCACCCAGAAGUUCAUGGUCCUCAUCAGGAUACGCUGGAAUUUCUAAUGGGCAGUCGAGAUCAGUGUAAGAUCUUCUGGAAGAACUGUGUGGAACAUCACUCUUUUUUCCGUCUGUUAGAUCAGCCUCAGCCCCAAUCCAAAGCCAUCUUCUUCAGCAGAGGAUCCUCCUUCAGAUACAGUGGGCGGACACAGAAGCAGCUUGUUGAGUAUGUGAGGGACAGCGGCUUGAGAAGAACUCCUUACCAGAGGAGGAACAGUAAGGUUCGCAUGUCGACACGUUCCUUGGCUUCUGAUGUGCCAAAACAGAAUCUGUUUUUUAAUGACAAUCUAAGGUCUCCAGUACCUCCUUCCGCUGUCACCGCCUCCUUCCACUCCCUGCAUGCUCCCAGCUCGCCCAUGCGGACGGAGACCCUGAACCAGCCCGUGCAUCUCCAGCAGACACAGCAGCCCGCCAGAGCCCCCAGCCCAAUGCAGCAGGACUCCAUCAAGACCAACUCCCAAUCCACCUACGCCUUCCCAGACUCUGCCACUGACAUCCCACAGCUCUCUCCCUUCAACACCAAGGGUCCUCUGUGUCUGUCGCCCUCUUUCCAGAUGUCCACUCUCAGUCUUCCCGGCCAGGCACCUUCACCCCUGCAGAGCCCCAUCUUGAGUGAGGUGGGCACUGCCAGACUAGAGGAAGACGAAGAGGGCAGGAGGAAGAGAUAUCCCACCGACAAAGCCUACUUCAUUGCUAAGGAGAUUCUGACAACAGAGCGGACUUACCUGAAAGAUCUGGAGGUCAUCACAGUGUGGUUCCGCAGUGCAGUGAUUAAAGAAAACGCAAUGCCUGAGGGUCUCAUGACCCUCCUGUUCUCCAACAUCGACCCCAUCUAUGAGUUCCACAGAGGUUUUCUCAAAGAGAUUGACCAAAGGCUGGCUCUCUGGGAGGGGCGCUCUAACGCUCAUGUAAAAGGAGAUUACCAACGAAUUGGAGAUGUCAUGCUGCACAACAUGUGUGCUCUGAAGGAGUUCAUAGGCUUUCUGCAGAAGCAUGAUGAGGUGUUAACAGAGCUUGAGAAAGCCACAAAGCGUGUUAAGAAGUUGGAGACUGUGUAUAAAGAGUUUGAGCUGCAGAAGGUGUGCUACCUGCCGCUCAACACCUUCCUGCUGAAACCCAUUCAGAGACUCAUGCACUACAAACUCAUCCUGGAGCGUCUGUGUAAGCAUUACGCCCCCCAGCACAGAGACUACGAUGACUGCAAAGAGGCUCUGAAAGAGGUUGCAGAGAUUGCUGCUCAGCUGCAGAGCAGUCUGAUUCGACUGGAGAACUUUCAGAAGCUGACAGAACUUCAGAGAGAUCUGAUUGGCAUUGAGAACCUUACGGCUCCGGGAAGAGAAUUUAUCAGGGAAGGUUGUCUCUACAAGCUCACCAAGAAGGGUCUGCAGCAGAGGAUGUUUUUUCUCUUUUCAGACAUGCUGCUGUACACAAGCAAAGGGGUGACUGCAACCAAUCAGUUCAAAGUUCAUGGACAGCUUCCCCUCCAUGGGAUGAUUGUGAGUAUUCCCAGGAAUUAUUUAUGGAAUGGAAUACUAACUGCAUUAUUGAAUACGAAACAUAAGAGACUCUUUCUCCUCCACAGCUCCAAAGUAGAGAUGAACAAAUGGAUUGAAGAUCUGAACAUGGCUAUUGACAUGUCAAAGAAAUGUCAGGAGAAAUCAGAUCUUCUGUUGGACCCAAGCCUGUGUGAUCGCUCCAACAGAUCAUCAGAUGAAGUGUCUCUGGAGCAGGAGUCAGAGGAUGACAUGAACUCUUCCCGCUGCUCUCUGGACAAGCAGAGCCACCACAGGGCCAACACCACCAUGCAUGUGUGCUGGCACCGCAACACCAGCGUCUCUAUGUCUGACCACAGCCUAGCCGUGGAGAACCAGCUGUCUGGUUACCUCCUAAGGAAGUUCAAGAACAGCAAUGGCUGGCAGAAACUCUGGGUCGUCUUUACCAACUUCUGCCUGUUCUUCUAUAAGACACACCAGGAUGACUUCCCUCUGGCCAGUCUGCCGUUGCUAGGUUACACAGUCAGCACCCCAGAGGAAUCGGAUAGCAUCCAUAAGGAGUACGUCUUCAAGCUGCAGUUCAAAUCCCAUGUUUACUUCUUCAGGGCAGAGAGCGAGUAUACAUUUGAAAGAUGGAUGGAGGUGAUCAAAAGUGCAGCGAGCUCCGCGGGACGCAUGAGUCUGCUUGUACCCAAAGGCCCAGCAGAGAUGAACGGGGGAAGCUGAGUGUGUCAGACUGGUCUCCUGGAGCUGAGGGCUGGGCCCAUUGUCUGCCAGGACCAAACACAGCAUCGUUUUAUCCUUUCUGAUUUGUGGCUCUGAGAAGCAUCAUCAUAAUAACUUGAUUCUUGACUCUGGACUGUUAGUUCUCUGCUUGCUGGGAGUUUGAGCUGCUUAUUGAAGCCUCAGACCAAAGAAGUUGGUCGGAAAGUAAGCACUCUGUAACUGUCUCCCGCCAUUUCUCUUUCUUUUCUUCUCGUCUUCUCGCUGAUGAAACAAAAAGUGGGCAUCUUGCUGUUCUAGAAGCACAUUAGACUGAAAGAAUUCUUAUAGAAACAAAUUAGACUGAAUUAAGUUAAGUUUGUGUGUUUUCCUUAAAGAUCCAGAGAUAAUCUUGCUAAGGUUACACUUAUUGCUGUAUUCAAGUUUUAAGGUCUUUGCUAAGAUGAAUCUGUCAUUAGGAUAUUUAAUGAUUCUUGUUACUCCAGUUUAUUCAGUAGAAAUCUAGUCCCUCAGGACCACAAAUAUAGUUUCUAUUAUUUGUCCUGGGACAACCUGACUGAAUACUACUAAAUGGAGUGUUGACAAGCAGAGGGUUUGUAUUAAGUCCAGCUGGUGCAGUAAGUGAGAUAAAGGACUAGCGCUGUAAAAUGUGUCUCGCUGAUGUACAAACAACGUAAUGUUGGUCAGAGAGCAUGUUUACAGGGCAUAGCUCAGAAACUGGAGUUCUAUGAUCGAGCACCUUUGCGCCUUUAAAGGGUUGAGGCUGAGAUGUUGGUACAGGAAGGAACGAGUGAGGAAUAGUAAUGUUAUUUUGACGUUGAGGCAGCUGAAUUGGCUUGUACAGUAUGUGCUGUCCUCUUCCAGCGUAGGUUAAAGCAUGUCUUGAAGGUCAUUAUUAAGUGACCGUUACUAUUUAGGGGAUUUUUUGAGUUCUGAUCCGUUGCUUUUUGAUCUCACAGCAUUGAUUUUCUUUAAAUCUGAAAACUAAUCAGAUAUCUAGUGUAAAGUGAAGACUGACCAAAAGACAUUUGCUAACCAAACUAAAUGUAAUGUUUUAAAUGAUGUAUUCACAAAUGGCACUGGUUUUGAUUUUUGGGAUACUUGACAGAUAAUAAGCUCAAGUCUAAACUAACCCCCAUAUGGGGGAAGAGGGUCAUCCACGGUGUAAUAUUGCACUUUUCUUUUGGUUCCUGCCAUUUACACACAGGGAAGAGGAAAUGGUUCUGGUGAAGUUAAAACAACAAUGCAAGAUGGUCAGCCACUAAAUCCAAAAUUUAAACUGGGAUCAAAGGCCUAAAACUGCCUGUUCCCAUUUUAUAUUGUAUAUGCGAAUUAUUUUUUAAAAUUUUUUAAAUUUAAAGCAUAUUAAUAAUUAAUUUACAAGUUCUUUCCCUACGAUCUAUUGAUCAGCAAACCUUUUUUUUCACUAUAUAUGUUACGGUCUUGUUUUGUUGGAAGGCCAGUUGAGUUAUUUGUUGUUUCAGUAGCGUGAUGAAGUUCCAGUGUUAUGUUUACUUAUCGGCUUCACUUUAUGAAGACAGAUCUGUACGACAUCUGAUUUGGGAGACUUUUUUUUUUUUUGCCUCUUUUUUGAUUAUUGGUUGUAUUUAUAAGGCUUUUGGCUUUGUCCGUUCAACAUGCUGUACAGGGUCCAACCAAAGACCUGAAGAAGUCUUGCGUAAGCCUAAAAAAGUUUGGCCAGAGUUAGUCGGCCACACAUUAAGCAGUGUUGCUUUGUGUACUUGUAACAAUAAACUGUAUGCAGCUAUCAUCUCGACAUAAGCUCAGCUAGUCUGAUGUGUUUCAAAACCCUCUACAUUCACUAAUGCACUGUGUGGGCUCAUGGUCUCCACCCAUUUUUGUACAUUUUAUGCAAGGACUGGAAUCAUUUUCUUCCUCGUUUUCUGUAUUUGGCAAUAAGAGGGAUGGAUGAAGGGUUGCUUUCCAUCCUGGAUUGCUAAGCAUGAGAAAAGUGAGUUUACUCCAAGACCUCAGUUUCCGGUCUCGUUCAGAGAGGCACUAAACUGAGUUUUGAUGAAAUCGCUUUUCUCCAGCUUUACUAUUUAUUUUGUGUAGCAUGCUGCUGAGGCGUUGCUCCUGUACACACCACAUAUAGUAAGUUUCAUAUUAUGACAUUGAAGGGAUAUCAAAUAAAACUGAGCUGUGUAAA